Adineta steineri is the source of this 366-nucleotide messenger RNA. NCBI's taxonomy places the organism in Eukaryota, Metazoa, Rotifera, Eurotatoria, Adinetida, Adinetidae. The record is from the annotation of a GenBank genome assembly.
AUGAUGACCAUAAUGAAAAUGAUGACUGUGGAUGAUGAAGCAGAUAAAGCGCCUCAGACUGAGAUUCCAAAUGAUAUGUAUGUUAAAUUGGUUUCAUCAGAUGAUCAUGAGUUUUAUGUUAAACGUGAUCUUGCUCUUACCUCUCAAACAAUAAAAGCAAUGUUAAGUGGACCUGGACAAUAUGCUGAGAAUGAAACAAAUGUUAUACAUUUUCGAAGUAUUAGUUCACAGGUUCUUGGACGUAUAUGCUCAUAUUUUGCUUAUAAAUCACGAUAUUCAAAUUCAACAAUUGAAAUACCAGACUUUCAAAUCGCACCCGAAGAAGCACUUGAAUUACUUAUGGCAGCAAAUUUUCUCGACUGUUAA